This is a messenger RNA of Lucilia cuprina (Australian sheep blowfly), 1101 nucleotides long. RefSeq names its product Na(+)/H(+) exchange regulatory cofactor NHE-RF1. Gene Ontology annotation, cellular component: apical plasma membrane. The record is from RefSeq and is a predicted model, not a curated record. NCBI's taxonomy places the organism in Eukaryota, Metazoa, Arthropoda, Insecta, Diptera, Calliphoridae. The transcript has a single exon. Gene Ontology annotation, molecular function: protein-membrane adaptor activity; protein binding. The coding region runs from base 124 to 1008 and encodes 294 amino acids. Gene Ontology annotation, biological process: protein localization to plasma membrane.
GAAAUUCAUUCAUUAAAACUACAACAACAACUGCUGGACGGUAUUUUCAACAAACAAACAAACAAUCAAAUAAAACUAAACAAUUAACUGAAAAAAAUAAAGGAAAAUAAUUUACAAACAAAAAUGUCGCAAACUGAAAUGAAAGCCUCCUCACCCACACCCUCCUCGGCCACAACACCCGAUGUCAUUAACAAAGCAGCCACCAAAUUGUGUCACAUUGUCAAACGGCCCGAUUUUGAUGGUUAUGGUUUCAAUUUGCACUCGGAAAAGGCUAAACCAGGACAAUUUAUAGGUAAAGUUGAUGCCAACUCACCGGCCGAAGCAGCCGGUCUUAAAGAGGGAGAUCGUAUCAUAGAAGUCAAUGGAGUGGCCAUUAAUAGUGAGACACACAAACAAGUGGUGCAGCGUAUAAAGGCCAUUGCCGGUGAGGUGCGUUUGUUGCUGGUGGAUGUUGAAGGCAAGGGUGAUGGUUUAAUGUUUAAUGGCCAACAGAGUAAUGGAAAAACUGCAAUGGAAACCUCAAAAACGGAACAAGUUUUACCCGGAGCUAGUGAAAAUAUCAACAGCAUUACAAUGGUAUCAACAAAAAGAGCCUCCCAAGAGUCCCAACGUUCGAGUGCGCAGGUUAACAACAACAACAGUAUGGAUGUUACGGACAAGGCAGUUAGUGUUGCAGAUCAGACAGUUAUGAUGAACAACAACAACAACAAUAUACCACCACCUCCCUCGGCCACCAUGGCUACAUCACCCACGAAAUCCAUGAUGAACAAUAAUAUCAGCAGCAACAACACUUUAAGCAACAGCAAUAGUGCUCAUACGGAAAUGCCAGCAGCAUCAGCAGCCAGCGGAAGUGCUAGUGGUAAUGGCACCACCAUCAAGGCAGGCAGCUUACAGCUGCCCAUGACUGCUGCCGAAAUGCGUGCCAAACUGAUGAUGAAAAAGAAAUAUGAUCCCAAAAAUGAAAGCGUGGACUUGAAGAAGAAAUAUGAAAUUGUACAAAAACUUUAAAAAUUUUUCCAAAAAAAAAUCUUUAUUGUUUUUCUAUUUGCAAAAAAAAAAUCAUUUUCUUUUAUUUUUUUAUAACUAUAGUUCUGAAGUCAU